UGACUGAAUCGGGCGAAAAUACAAUAUUAAUGAAAACACGAUUUACGCUUGCGUGAAAUUUGAAAGAGCUGUUUUAUGACUUUUUCUGUGAGAACUGAACAUCCUGAAUUACUUUCCCCAUUAUAUCGAUCGCGUAAUAGUCUUAUACCCCAGCCAAUUGUCACACAAUUAUUUUGAUAGUGCGAUAAUAUCGGGCACUAUUUGUCUUAUACUUAUGCAACAUUGAGCAAUUGAGAAAUAUUACGCUUACAUAAAGGAAAUUUCAAAACAUUUUCAUCUUCACGAAAAGGUGCAAACAUUCCAUCGAGUAAUACGCUACCACACGCUCCUCGACAUUUGCAGAAUGGCGAUCUGUGUUGUGCAGCAGUAUUUUAGUAUCAAUAAAAUACUUUUUCGUGCAGUUGCCUUAUGGCCUUAUCAUCGAACGAAACUCGUUGAAUUUCACCUGACCUUCUUUCUUGUUAUUUUGAUUAGCUUUAUCGCUGCCCAGUUGGCAACAUUUCUGACUACAGAAUGCACACCUCAUAUGGCAAUUAAAAUUUUCUCUCUUGUAUUGUACUUUACUCUGUAUUUGAUAAACUACCUUUCCUUUCGUGUUAAUGCCCAUACUAUAGGAUGCCUAUUGGAGAAAUUUCAAUAUAUAUGUGACGAGCUAACAGAUGAAGGCGAAAUCGCUAUCAUAAAAGAAUAUGGAAAUGAGGCGAAACGUUUUACCGUUAUAAUUUCCUUGUACGGCAUGUUCAACAUACUCACUACGUGUCUUCUACCAGUUUUUCCGCGCAUUCUUCGUACUUUUACGUCCACAAAUGUGUCUGAAAAACAUUUUAUGAUACAUAUUCCGAGAGAAUACUUUAUCGAUCAAGAGAAAUAUUACUAUUGUAUUUUGCUGCACAUGGACGUUAGCCUCUUUAUGGGAGCAAUAGUAUUAGUAGCAACAGGAACAUUGCUGUUUGGCUGCAUGAAAUAUAUGUGUGGAUUAUUUAGAAUCGCCAGUUAUCGUAUUGAUCAAACAAUGAAGACUCCGAUGUUUCAAAUUGCUGGGUUGUCGAAGGAUUAUGUAAUUUAUAAAACGAUUGUGCAUGCCAUAGACAUUCAUCGCAAGGCAAUAGAAGUUUGUGAUAUAAUAAAAUCCAAUUUUGUGGGAAUGUCUUUUAUACUAAUGUUAAUUAGUGUUACUUCCUUAAGUCUCAAUCUUUAUGGACUUCACCAGGCUGUAAUGUUUGGAAACGCCACGGAGGAAUAUUUAGUGUAUGCUAAAGGUCUAUUUGUCACUCUACUAUAUAUAUUCAUAUGCAAUUACAUCGGACAAGAACUUACAGACCAUUAUAACCAUAUGUUUAUCAGCAUAUACAGUGUUCAGUGGUACGUAACUCCCUUACACAUACAGAAAAUAAUUUUGUUCCUGUUGCAAAGAGGCACUAAAAAUUUUUAUUUCGUUUUUGGUGGAAUAUUAGUGAUGUCUAUAGAAAAUGCGACCACGGUAAAAUUAUUUCAUGUUAUGUCAUGUUAUAAAAAUAUAUCAAAUUAUAAUCUUCCAACCAGCAUGCACUUUGAGUUAAAAAAUGAAAAAUAUGUUUCAGUUAGUAAGCGCUUCCAUAUCGUAUUUCACCGUUCUCCAUUCUAUGCAGCAACCUGAUAUAAUUACAUAACUAAAAUGAGUUUAUGGCGUUUCGAUUAGAUCGAAUUAAAAUUAGAUUCUACAUACUAGAGAAUUCUGAAGUAACAUUCUUACCGUCGAACGGAGAAGAAAUUUUUAAUCAUCGGAGCAACUCAUCAUGAUAUUUUCCUGCGUAAUUCAAAGUAUAAAUUCGCAACAAUGGGUGCAUCGUACGAUUUUAUUAGUGUUUCUUUAAUCGAAACUUUAAAGUAAUCCAUAUAUGUACACAAGAUUAUAAUAUAUAAUUUGUGCGUUUAUAAUAUCUCAUUACAUAUUAUAAAUAAGUGCGGGACAUGAGUAGUAACAAAAUUUAAACCAAACUCACAAUAUAUUAGUUACCUUUGACAUAUUAUUCACACUUCGCGAUAUGUAUAUAACCAGUGCUGAAUGUGUCUACCUCAUUUGAAUAUUAAAUAUAUAUCACAUAUAUAUAAAAAGUCAAAUAAAGUUAUCCUUUAGUGAUUUAGUAAUUCUUCGCUAAUUUAGCUCUUUGUCAAUGUUUUCAAUAAAAACAUCAAAAUCGGAUUAAUAAUACGUUAGAAGAUAAUUUACAUUCUCAUUGGAUUUAUAGAUAACAUCAUCCUAAGAUAUUAUACAAUUGAGAAUAUGUGUACUCCAACAUCCAUUCAACAAUGGUUAGUAUGUAUUUUACGUUUUACGCUGUACUCUAUAUUAACGCUGCAUUUUAUGUUUCACCAAAUCAUAGUUUGCAGUUCCGGUACAAGAUUGAAAUGUUAAACCGAAUAUGGAACUUUGCAAAAAUAUAAACGUAUUCCGAACUUGGAAUGAAAUGGAUACUAUCAAUGUACUCAAGAUAAAUGAUAUGUGGUUGCAUGAACUUCGUUCAAGACAUCAUGCUACGAUUCUUCGCCAGUUGAAAAUAAAAAAGCAAUAAAUUUCAUUCCUUACCUUGAUAGAAAUCUGUGCAGUUUUUCUAGACACCCAAGCAGUUACUGUCUAGUAUUACUGUAGUCUCAUAAAUUGUAUCAUUACUGUGUAGGAAAUGGACAAAACUAGAUAGAGUUUUACUAAGCCCAUUUUAUGAGCAGUAAACUUGCUUAGUAAUAGGUUAAAUAGUUUAAUAGAUUUAAUAGUUUGAAGAAGCUAAGAAGAAUUUAAAAAAAUGUAUAACGUUAAAUAUAUUUUUACGUAGUAGAUAAUGCAACAUGUAAUAGCUGAAUAUACAUAUAAAAUGAAUAUGUUUAACGCGAGUCAAGUUUAUUAAAUAUUAAUUUAGUUGCAAUACACGAAAUUCUGAAUAAUAUAACUUACGUAGAAAAGACAUCUUCGUAUUGCAAUAAAAGAACAAAAUGUCCAUGUAUCCAUACAUCUUUGGAGAGUACAACCGUAUCACACAAAAGCCUACACUCGAAUGAAAUUUGCGAAAAUACAAUAUUAAAGAAAACGCGAUCUGCGCUACCGUGAAAUUUGAUAGAGAUAUCAUUUUGUGACUCUUUUUCUGUGGGAACUGAACAUACGCUGAACGUACGCUUCCCCUAUCGAUCGCAUAAUAGGCGACUUCUACCGCAGCCAAUUGUCACUAAAGUAUUGCGAUAGUGCGAUAAUAUAGUGCACCAUUUGUCUUAUACUUAUGUAAAAUUGAGCAAUCAGAAAUAUUACAUUUACAUAAAAAAAAUUUCAGAAUAUCUUUAUCUCAAAAAAAAUGCAAGCUCUCGUCUGAUAUUUUUCCAGCAAAUGUUCCUUGAUAUUCGCAGUAUGACGAUCUGCGUUGUGGAUCAGCAUUUUAGUCUUAAUAAAAUACUUUUGCGUGCACUUGCCUUAUGGCCUUAUCAUCGCACGAAACUCGUUGAAUUACACCUGGUCUUGUUGUUUUUUAUUUUCAUUAGCUUCAUCUUAGUUCAAGUAUGUUUAACCAUAUGAGUAUAAGUUUAAUCAUAUUAAUACGUUACUAUACAGAUUUUUCUUUAUAGCCACUCUAAUAAUACUUCUGCACUUUAUUAAUAACAUUGUUUAUAUCGCCUUUAAUUACUAAAUGUGUAGGAAGAACACAUUUAUUACGUUAUGGUUACAUAUUUUUACAAAGCGUCCAUUUAAUAAUUGAUUAUUUUAUCUUACUAUAUUGCUAAUCAUACACAAAAGCAGCAUGUAACUUUUAUUUUUAUAAAUCUUUAAUUGUAGUUGACAACAUUUCUAACUACAGAAUGCACCCCUAAUAUGAGAAUUAGAAUUUUCUCCUUUGUAUUGUAUUUUACUAUAUAUCUAAUAAAGUACAGUUGCUUCUGCAUUAAUAGUGAUACUGUAAGUUAAGUUUUAUUUUACUUAUUGUAAUAAAUAUUAUUGACAAAUGA
This is a messenger RNA of Ooceraea biroi (clonal raider ant), 3966 nucleotides long. RefSeq lists its product as uncharacterized. Gene Ontology annotation, molecular function: olfactory receptor activity; odorant binding. Gene Ontology annotation, cellular component: plasma membrane. Gene Ontology annotation, biological process: detection of chemical stimulus involved in sensory perception of smell; sensory perception of smell. The record is from RefSeq and is a predicted model, not a curated record. Lineage: Eukaryota; Metazoa; Arthropoda; Insecta; Hymenoptera; Formicidae.